UCCAUUUAUUCUGCACUUUGGACCAGCAUUGGAGAUUUUUUAUUUUCUUUUUUAUAACAAGCUUCAUCCUUGCAAUUCCAGCUAGAUUUGAAACUGUGAAACUAUAUUUUUGUCCGGCAAGUUAGUCCAAAAGCUACUAAGGCAUUUUUUGGGUAUGGGAGGAGAGGGGGAGGAGCCAUAUGAAGCCCCGCCCCUCAGCGCUCUCCUGGACGUCCUACUGAAGAACAGACACAACACUGGACCCGUGAACCUGGUCUGGCCCGGACUCUACCUCAGCAACGCGUCUGCGGCUCAAGACAAAGUUCUCCUCCAGGAUUUGGGAGUGACCCACAUCGUGAACGCUGCACACGGCACGCAGCGCAUCGACACUGGGCCUGGUUACUACGGCGACACAGGUGUGGCGUACCUGGGCGUGGAGGCGGACGACAGCAAAGACUGCGACAUCAGCAUAUUUUUCUGCGAGACGGCGGAAUUCAUUGACUCUGCACUAACACAAAAUGGUGUGGUCCUGGUUCACUGUGCGCGUGGGGUCAGUCGCUCCGCUGCUCUGGUCCUGUCCUUCCUCAUGAUCAAACGUGGACUCUCUCUGAUGGAGGCGCUGCACACGGUCCGAAAACACAGGAACAUCCUCCCAAACGCGGGGUUUCUCAACCAGCUACGCCAACUGGACACUUCACUGCACCAACACAGGACUGAAGGAUCAGAAUAA
This is a messenger RNA of Boleophthalmus pectinirostris (great blue-spotted mudskipper), 709 nucleotides long. Its product is annotated as dual specificity phosphatase 29-like. Gene Ontology annotation, molecular function: MAP kinase phosphatase activity; protein tyrosine/serine/threonine phosphatase activity. NCBI's taxonomy places the organism in Eukaryota, Metazoa, Chordata, Actinopteri, Gobiiformes, Gobiidae. The record is from RefSeq and is a predicted model, not a curated record. Gene Ontology annotation, biological process: negative regulation of MAPK cascade; protein dephosphorylation. Bases 155 to 709 code for a protein of 184 amino acids. Gene Ontology annotation, cellular component: cytoplasm. The transcript is spliced from 3 exons.